UUCCUUCUGCGGAAGUGACGUAAGCCCGUCAAAAGGGACGGGAAGAAGCCGAGAGAAGAAGGCAGCGGGUGAGGCGGAGGGAGGCCGGAGAGGGGGACCUGUCCCUCGGCUGGGUUUGGUCCAGGAAGCAAAGCGGCGGAGAAGAGCAGGAGCAAAAUGAGUGUGAAGUCAGAACGCCGAGGGAUCCAUGUUGAUCAGUCAGAACUGCUUUGCAAGAAAGGAUGUGGUUACUAUGGUAACGUAGCUUGGCAGGGCUACUGCUCCAAAUGCUGGAGAGAAGAGUACCAAAAAGCCAGGCAGAAGCAAAUCCAGGAAGAUUGGGAGCUUGCUGAGAGACUACAGCGUGAGGAAGAAGAGGCCUAUGCUAAUACUCAGCACACUCAUGGGGCUCAGUCACUUACUUUCACAAAAUUUGAGGAAAAAAAAACAAGCGAGAAGCUGCGGAAAGUGGCAACAGUGAAGAAAUUCUUCGGAGCAUCUUCGCGUCCUGGAACUAAGAAGGCGCUGGUUAGCAAACUGAAAGAAGUUCCAGAAGCCAAAGCGCCUAGUCCUUCUAUCAGUAGGCAGGUCAGCAUCGAAACCGAUAGAGUGUCCAAGGACUUCAUUGAAUUUCUUAAGACCUACAAUAAGGCUGGCCAGGAGAUCUACAAGCAGUGCAAACUGUUUCUGGACACGAUGCAUCGCAAACGGGAGUUGAGUGUUGAGGAACAGUCUGAAUAUGCUCAGAGCCUCUAUCAGAAUGUGGCAGAUAAACUACAGACUCGCUGGAAAGUGCCUCCAGAAAAAGUGGAAAAAGUGAUGGAUCAAGUGGAGAAAUACAUAAUGACCCGCUUGUAUAAAUAUGUUUUCUGCCCGGAAACCACAGAGGAUGAGAAGAAAGAUCUGGCUGUCCAGAGAAGAAUCAGAGCUUUGCACUGGGUUACUCCACAAAUGCUUUGUGUUCCUGUCAAUGAAGAAAUCCCUGAAGUCUCAGAUGUAGUUGUGAAAGCUAUCACAGACAUAAUUGAAAUGGACUCGAAGCGUGUCCCCCGGGACAAGUUGGCCUGCAUCACUAGCUGCAGCAAGCACAUCUUUAAUGCCAUCAGGACCACAAAGGCUGAGCCAGCUUCAGCUGAUGACUUUUUGCCCACUCUCAUCUAUAUUGUCCUGAAGGGCAACCCACCCCGUCUGCAGUCCAACAUUCAGUACAUUACUCGGUUCUGCAAUCCAAGCAGGCUGAUGACCGGGGAGGAUGGCUAUUACUUUACAAACCUGUGUUGCGCUGUUGCCUUCAUAGAGAAGUUGGAUGCUCAGUCCUUAAACCUGAGCCAGGAAGACUUUGACCGCUAUAUGUCUGGGCAGACCUCUCCAAAGAAGCAAGAACCCGAGAACUGGCCAGCCAACGUAUGUGUGGGGAUGCGCCAAAUGUACAGGAACCUUGGCCUCCUCUCACAACUGAAUGAGAGGCAGGAGAGGAUUGUCAGUGAGGCCAAAAAGCUCGAGAGGGACCUUAUUGAUUGGACUGACGGGAUCACCAAGGAAGUCCAGGAGAUUGUGGAGAAGUACCCUUUGGAGAUUAAAGCCCCAAACCCAGCCUUGGCGGCCAUUGACUCUGAAAAUGUUGAAAAUGACAAACUGCCCCCUCCACUGCAACCUCAGGUUUAUGCUGGAUGAGAAUGGCUUCAGGACUCAGAUAUUCCUUCCUUCUGUUUUUUCCUGCUUGGCAGAUGGGCUAAGGGGGGGAGAAAAAUGAAACAAAUUUAAAAUUGGCACAUUUUAAAGGUACUUUUUGUUGGUAGAUGUGUUCCAUGAUAUUUAUUUUAGUCAGAGUUGGUUACUAUGAGGGCUGAAUUUUUAUGUGUUCCUGAAAUGAAUUUACCUUUCCUUUUUACAGAAAUUCAAUAUGAUUUUUAAGGAAUGCUUUGGGGAUUGUUUUCUUCGAAGCAUGCACAAGUUUUAAAAUCAACUGGUGGUUGGUUGUGCUAUCUUCACUCCCUAAACAGAGUUGCUUAUCACACUUUGCCAAGAAUGCUGAGUUUGAGAAAGAAGUGUAAAGGGUUCUUAAACUUUGUUUUCAGAAACAGAUGUGUUGUAAAGUAAAUAUUUAAGAUUGUAAAUAGGUUUGAACAUUGAGCAAUGUCUUAAUAGCAUGACAUUUAGCAAAGAAUGGAAACUGGGUUUUUUAAUUCCUUCACUCGUUUUUGGUUUAUAGUUUUGAUCUAGAAUAGGAUACAUCAAGGAAACACUACAUUGUAGUAAAUAACAUAUUUGGACAUAGUUCUAACAUGACUAAAGUCAUUUCCUAAUAUUUAUAAUUUCUUAUCUGAAUUUUCAGCCUGGAAUAGCGCCCUUUUUGCGGUGCUGGUCUCUAGCAAUUGCACUGUUAGACCUUGAUAGAGAUUAGAGCAGAAUUGGAUGGUACCUGUGGGUGUAUGUAUGAAGUGCUGGAGCCAGUUUGAAUUGCUGUAAAGAUCACAUGAUACAAGAUGAUUCUGGCUGUCAAAGUGCUUUAGUGUUUUUUAAAAAAUCAUUUGCUUCGUAGACUUGUGCAUAGCCUUCCAAGAAAUGAUUAGUACGGCAUGAGACUGUCUUGUGCUGGAAAAAAAAAUCAAAAGAAUGAGGUAUACAAAAGAAAGUUUGAUUGCUUUCCUGAAUCACAUUUUUUAAAUGGAUUCAUCCAUGGAAUUAUAAAUGGUCAAAAAUAUGACCAUUCAGAAAACAGAAAUAUGGACAAUCCUAAAGGCAGUAAACUGGCUUAUGCAAUUUUGUGGACUACAUACAUUUUUUAUAUGAAUUUGAACAAACUAGGAAUCUGUAUUAUUAUAUUGCUGAAGUACAGCUUCCAGGAUUUGUCUUGAUUGCUAUGAUGGCUGGAAUAGCUGUCUCCUUCAAGAGGGACCCAUUGCUUUCCCAACUCUUUCAGUGCUGUGCUGAAGAUGAAGCCCAUUGGUGAUAUCUCCACAGUCCCUCUCUCCCUUCCCUAACUCAUCAACAUAUCACUGUGAAUGGCUGCCUUUUCUUCCCCUCCAACCUUUUCAGUAUUCUUAGUAUUGUGAUGAUCCAGCCAGUCAGAAUCUUCUCUCUUUGGCCAAAGACCUAGCAUGGCUGUGUGGAUGCAAGAAUUUGCCAAACUGGAUGAACUAGUUAGCCUUCCCCAGCAUGUUAAGACUAUAGUAGUUUUUUUCCUGAGCAAGAUACACAUGUUGGAAUGAUAGACUGUAGUCCAGGAGAUUUGGGGGUGGGGGGGACCAAGUUAGGGAAUGCUGAAUUUGUUGAUGGGUGAUGCUUUUUUAACUUUUAACUUUACAAAUUAAGGUAAAGCUCCACUUUAACUUGGCAGAGCUGGGAUUCUUUGAAAGGCCAGGUUGAGUUAUGUGAAACUAUAUUAAGCAUUUCCCUGAAGGAUAUAGUUUAAAUGCAGUCCCGUUCCCCCCCCCCCCCCCACUCCCAAUUUGCUAAAGUCAUCCUAAAUAUCUGGGACUUGUGUGUGCAUUCAACAUCUUUGAUAUCCUGAUUAUCACUAAGUCUCAAACAAACUUCAUAAUUCAAGAGAAAGAAAAAAAAAACCCUUCUUUGCAAUGUUAUCUGUUUUUAAUAUUAGAACACUUUUAAAAUAUCAACUCUUUUUCUUAAGGUCUUCUCAAUUCUUUGAGUCUUGUUUUGUACUUCUGGGAAACAUGGGAUUCCAAAGUGUUCCAUUCCAAACCGUGUUUUUGGGCAACAUAUGAAAAAGCCAUCUUUAUCACAUUUUAGCUGUACAGGUAUUUAUCUGUUUUUGCAAUAAGGUCAGACCAAGACUGUGACCUGUUUUGUGUAUACCUGCUUUAAAAAGCAUAUCAGCUUUCAGUUUGCAACUCAGCUAAUGUCUGAGUUUCUUAAAAGGCUAAAUAUUUAUAUUCUUUUCCCUUCCUCAAUUAAAUUUGUGGAAGUGAAGUAAACAAGCUGUUCCUUUGGCUGCAGAAAGUCCACGUUGAUCAGUUUUUUCAAUUUUCAGAGCUUUGUUUCUUGGCCUCGUUGUUUUGACACUCUAGGUGCUAAUUCAGAUUUUCCAGGUAUAUAUUUCACUCCAAAAAGGCAUCAUUAUAGCUACCACUGUUAAAUUGCUGUCAACAGAAAUAAACCAUGUACAACAUAA
This is a messenger RNA of Pantherophis guttatus, 4114 nucleotides long. The record is from RefSeq and is a predicted model, not a curated record. NCBI's taxonomy places the organism in Eukaryota, Metazoa, Chordata, Lepidosauria, Squamata, Colubridae.